Gasterosteus aculeatus aculeatus (three-spined stickleback) is the source of this 4155-nucleotide messenger RNA. RefSeq names its product death-domain associated protein (gene daxx). Gene Ontology annotation, molecular function: histone binding; nuclear androgen receptor binding; transcription corepressor activity. The record is from RefSeq and is a predicted model, not a curated record. Gene Ontology annotation, cellular component: nucleus; PML body. Gene Ontology annotation, biological process: nucleosome assembly; negative regulation of DNA-templated transcription; regulation of apoptotic process. NCBI's taxonomy places the organism in Eukaryota, Metazoa, Chordata, Actinopteri, Perciformes, Gasterosteidae.
CAGAGGCGUCGUUGCUGGUAUGACGAUCGGUGCGCUUUCGACAAGCCUUGCGAUUUCGAGUCGACCGCUUAGCGAAGUUGAUGAAUACUACUUUGGUAGAAAGUGGGAUUAAACAUGGUUUUAAAUACAAUCGUGUAUUUGUUGUUAUAGUGUCGUUGGGUUAAUUUAUGCGCUAAAAAAACACUGGCUUUGCUUCCAGCUCGUUAUUUCUUUACUUCGCGCACUUAACGCUACUUGUCACAAUGCUAACUAGCUAGCUAAUGCUACGUUAGCACAACUGAACACAGAAUUUUAAUGGUGCGUUGUGGUGAAACUUCUUUCUUUCAUCUUCACGCCAAAAGGCUCCUAACAAGAGCAGAAAUCGCCAACGUUUUGGAUGGCGGUAGCUCCCGCUUUUAUGGCGGAUAAGAUCAUUGUCCUGGAUGAUGAUGACGACGAUGAAGAGGAGAGUCCUCGGCCCACCUGCUCGUCCUCCGUCUCGUCCUCUCAAAAACAUGCCAAAGAGGCCUUUCCUCCCAGAGCCCAGCAGCCUGCCGCUACACACAUCACCCAGUCGCCUUUUGCCUCCGCGAAGAAGGACAAGCACGUUCUGCAGGCUGAGAAUCAGAGGUUGUUCACCGAGUUUGUGGAGCACUGCUCCAGUCUCACCCAGAGCUGCCCCGAAGUCUUGACCUUCCUCCAGACCAAGCAUGCCAAGGCCUCCCCAGAGUACCUGUCAUCCGUGGAGUUCAGGAACACCUUGGGCCGAUGUUUGACUCGCACUCAGGCCAACCGGUCCAAAGCCUUUGUGUACAUCAAUGAACUGUGCACUGCACUCAGGCAGCACGCUGUGAAGAGGAGGCAGACCCUCACUAAGGUCCAAGCCGGCCCUUCUACCUCAUCAAGUACUCUACAGUUUACCUCCGAUUUGCCCAAAAGGAAAGACGGGACUAAAGAGGAGGAAGCGGCGAACCCGGCAGCGGAGGAUAAGCAACCUUCCACCUCUGGGCUGCAGGAGGGCGACAAUAGGGAGGACCAGGAAGCCCAGAAAAGGGCCAAGAGGGCAUCCAGGAAACAGAUAGCGUACCUGGAGAACCUGCUGAAGGUGUACAACGACGAGAUCUACCGCCUGCAGCACGCCGAGCUGAAUUUAGACGACUUGGGAGCGGAGGACUCUUUAUACAUCCAAGAACACAAGCUGAAACGCAAGAUGAUAAAGAUUUACGAAAAGCUGUGUGAGCUAAAGAGCUGCAGCACCCUGACGGGCCGAGUCAUUGAGCAGAGGAUCCGCUACAAUAGCACUCGUUACCCUGAGAUCAACAAGAAGAUCGAGCGUUUCAUCAACAGCCCCGAGGCGCAGCAGAACCCUCCGGAUUACCAAGACAUCCUCCAGCAGGUGCUGCGCGCCAACGAGCGCCACAACCUGUGCCUGAGCCGCAAGCAGCUGAACCAGAUGGCCCAGGAGGCCUUCAGAGAGACGGGGGGCAGCAUGCAAGAGAGACGCCACCUGGACCUGGUGUACAACUUCGGCUCGCGCCUCACUGACGCCUACAAGCCUGCCGCUGACCCGGCUCUGUCGGACCCCUCGCUGCUGCGGAAGCUUCGGUCUAACAGGGAAGUGGCUCUGUCCCGUCUGGAGGGGGUCAUCACCAGGUUUGCCAUCAAACAGGAGGACACAGAGGAGCAGGACCGGGCCAGACGGCUGGAGAAAGACCGCAAGGAGAAAGAGGCUCCCAAAUCUGAAAACGGACAAGAAAAUAAAGAGGUGAAUGGACUGGAGGAGGAAGAGGAGGAUGACGACGAUGAAGAUGAUGAAUCAUCAGACCCCGACAUUGAGGAAGAGAUGCAGGCCAGCACCCAGCAGGAUGGACCAGACGGUGACGAGAACGAUGACGACUGCAACGAGGCGGAAUGUGAAGGUACCGACAGGGAGGGGCAGACGGAUCAGCUGGCAGGAAGUGUUUCUGCAGGGGAGGAAGAAAGCGUGAAAGAUGAGGACGAGGAGCCAGCCAGUGGACUCAGCCCUCUUUCUGAUGAGAGCAAGUCCCAAAUCUCUCCGCUGUGCGCCGCCCCCUCCCCGAAACAGAGCCCCAGCCAAUCAGAGCCCAUGCAGACUGAUGACCAGAGGCUCUUGUCCAAUGGUAACCGUGCAGUAUUAGAAGAGCCCGUGGAUUCCUCCAAUCACGUUUCAGUGGUGCUGGUGAGCACAAGCAGAGGAGCUAAAGACCCAGUGGACGUUUCUCUGGCAAAGGCCAACGGGGGGGGGUCCCUGCCGCUGUCGCCGGUGGUCGUCGUCGAAAGUUGUGACACGCAGACCACGAAUGGCACGUCGCCGCCGCUCAGCCGCAGAGCCACGAGAAGCCAGAAGAGGAAGAGGGAGGACGCGACGCCCGAGAACUCGAGGAAUAAUAAGCACAUACUCAUCCGUGACAGUGAGGUCGACGUCCCGCUGGAUACGGACGUUUUUACCUGCAUAUCUCCACAGCAGGCGGAGUCGACCCGAGCAGACACUCCAACCAAUGAAAUGGUCAGCAGCUCUCAGUCGACUCCGCCCCCCAAGAAAAACAAGGUUAACGUGGCCACGCAGUGUGACCCAGAUGAGGUCAUCGUCCUGUCAGACUCCGAGUGACCUUUGACCGCUCCCUAUUCUGCACGAGUGGUCUCCAUCCCACCUGCAUUCUGGCUCUGACUGCCUGAAAGGAUGUUUUUAAGGACUGUUCUGGUUUUCUGGCUUGUUGGAGGAGGAAGAAUUGCCAGAAGUGUGAUCCAAACGUACAAUAUCGAACUUACAAAAUGCACACGUGCGGGUUGUACCUGUGGAAGAAGAGAAAACUGUGCAUUUAGUACCUCAUGUUGCUUGAUUACAUAGAACCAAACAGAAACCAAGUGUUUUUGUAAAAGACAUAAAUAAAAAUAAUUGUAGCCGUUUUCAACCCGAUUUUUGUUUUUGUAAAAUCAAGCCUUUUUGGGGAGCAGGGAAGACGACCUGAUCGGCAUCUAUCGGGUGAUCCGAGCAGCCAGAACCAGAUGAUAAUAAUAACGUGACAGCCAGGGGCUGCAAAGAGGAGAACCCUGGUUCCAGGGGUUUAGGUAAGAAACCAGUGCCUGAAAACAGCUGUGCAGCAGGACGCUCACUGCCAGUUUGUUUACAUUUUUACAUAUUGAGUUUGUCCUGAAGGAGAGCAGGGAGGUAGUGAUCCAUGACCACGUGGACUCUGCAGCGUUCCUCAGUCCCACAUACAACAUGUGUUUUGGUUUGUUGAGUGAUGUUUGCAUAAUAGAUACUAAAGCAUUCUGGGAAAUGCCCGAUGGACCAGUGAGGGCGAAGGAGGGCAAAGUGGACCGACACAUUGUUGGUUGGGGUCUUUGUGUGGGAUUUGUUGACAUUGAGCUUUACUCUUUAUGUAUCUAUCGCACGGAUGCUGCUUUGGGAUUUUGAUGCAUCUUGAAGCAAAAGGAGUUCAGAUUGAAAAAUGUCCUCCGAUGCAGCUUCAUCAGAGUUGAGUUUCAUCUGUGCCGCUGUCCGACCCCCCUGAUAACUACAUUAUUCACCGGUUCCCCAACUUAAAAAGUUAAAUUACAGAUGUGGUUGUUUAACAAAAAGCCUAGUCAAGGAUCCUAAUCAAGGAUUUUUUUUUUUUUUUAUUGGUUCACUUUUAUACUGAUAAUUGUUGUGGGCAAAGCUUUUACCUUUCCGUUCCCUCCUGGGCAUCACAUUUAGCAUUACAUUUAAAAGAUCCCUUUUGUUGGCGUCUUGUGAUUUUCCGGCUCUGUUCCAGCAGAGAUGCGUUUCUACUGAACGUGAAGCUUUCAUCAGUCGGCCUUGAGCUCAUCCACAUGUUCUCACUAGCAAUGUGCACACAUUUCAUCAAAAUCAAAGUGAUUGUUGAUAGAUUUAUUUUAGAGGCAGGUAUUUAUUCAGUUGUUGGCUGAUUCUAGUGGGGGGAUUUUUUUAUUGUGACAACAAUCUCAGUUUUUGUUUUCUGCUCCUUUUGUAUUUCCCGAACAGGUGAAAUAAAGACUUUGGGUAAAUGGUCUUUUUGGACUUAAUAGAAUGUAGACCUGUAUUGUAGUUGUCAUAGCUCUGUUUUAUCAGGCUUCAUUUAUGCAGUGGAGUCAUCCAAAAUAAACUGAUUCUUUUUCAUUUUUGAUAAAUAAAUGUUUUUUUUAUUUAAA